This is a messenger RNA of Gaeumannomyces tritici R3-111a-1, 622 nucleotides long. RefSeq lists its product as hypothetical. Lineage: Eukaryota; Fungi; Ascomycota; Sordariomycetes; Magnaporthales; Magnaporthaceae. The record is from RefSeq and is a predicted model, not a curated record. The coding region runs from base 95 to 457 and encodes 120 amino acids. The transcript is spliced from 3 exons.
UAUAGAGCCAGCGACCCAGCAUAGGGAAGGAGGAGACAGAAGAAGAAGAGGACAGGUCCUAACAAAGGCAUACACAGACAAACAUACGGACAACAUGAAGCUUCUUUUUGUCGUUGGUGCCGCCGUGGGCGUGACCUCGAUGGCCGUGGCUCCCUCCUUGCACCAUGAGCACGCCAAGGCCGACGGCACCCAUGACCCUGGACUCCCCGAGGCCCCUUUGACGGACCAGACAGUCGACAAGGCCGCCACCCGUGGGGGGUGGGUUGCGUCAUACUCGUAUUCGGGGAAGUUCAAAUGGGAGCAGCCCGAACGAUGGCUGCCUACUGGCCCCGAGUACCUCGACAUUGACGCUCUCGAGAAGGGGUACCUCGCUCAUCUUGUGGAUAUCCAGAGCCCAACCUCCUGGCUGCGUUCGGGUACUCUAUCAGUCAAGCGUUUCCUGGCCGGUCGCGGCUAAUGUGUCUGCCUCUACCUUUGGGGGUAUCCUCCUCGAAUCAGCGUGUGAUGCAUUCGAGAGCUGUACUGGUCGAAUGGUUACAUAAAUGAGGUAGAUGGGCAAUGUACCAAGGAUGGAGAGUUUGGAGUACUUAUUUCCUUAAAUCAACUGGUUUGAUGAUCCGCG